AUGAUUGAGAGAGGAUAAACAGUUUACACAAACUUCUAUUAGAUUUAGAUCAACCCCAAUAGCCAUAUCUAUAGAUAUCAAGUAAUAUAUACAUCUCUAUUCUCUCUUUUAUAGUUAUCAUUUUAACCAUUCUUAUCUCCAGAAUAACAAAUAUCUAAAUGGAGAGAAAUAUUCAAGAUUGCUAAGUCAGGUCUUCAAGAGAACCUAAAAGUCUUCAUUACCAAUAACUAAAUCCUCUAUUCCCCAAUUAGAGCUUAAACCAUGGGACUACUCCUUGGAGUAUAUGAAGAAGAAGGAACUAGUCAUUCAAUUUCUAUUGAAGAGAAGGCUGUUUUAAAACCAGGAGAACCUGAAUAUACAGGGUUAAUAGGAAGAUUCUUUAAAAUGUUAUUAAAACAAUAAAAAUUGUUAUAAAUUGGUAGAAAGUACUUUAACACCAAAAAUUUAAUUAAUUUUGAUUAAUUUGGAUUAAAAGUAUAUAUUUAAUUUAAUUAUCUUAAGGUUUUACCUGGAGUGACAUGUAGUUUAAUAAAAUAGGAAGAAUAAGGAAAAUAUUACAUUAAUAUAGACUCUUCAUUUAAAAUGUUAAGAAGCACUACUAUGUAUGAGGAAUUAAGAAACUCAAGAGAUUUUUCUUAAUUGGAAGGAGCCAUAGUGAUGACAGUCUAUAAUUAUAAAUUCUAUAAAGUGAAUAAAGUAAGUAGGGAAAUGAAUCCAAAAAGUGAAUUUGAAAAUUUGAAAGGAGAAAAGAUGAGUUACAUGCAAUAUUAUUAAGAUAAGUAAGAAUAGAAUAAUAACACAUAAAAGAUACAAGAUUGCCAUAAAAGACGUAACUUAACCAUUGAUAGAAGUCUUAGAGAAAUCUAGAAAGAAACAAGAAGAGAAGAUUAUCUAUUUAAUACCAGAAUUAUGUGUAAUGACAGGAUUAUCUAAUGAAAUGAGAAAUAAUUUCUAAACAAUGAAAUAAUUAUCCACUGUUACUAAACCUAGAGGAGUAGAUAGAGUGAAAUAAGCAGAUCAAUUUAUUUAGUGUUUUCAUAAUAAAGAGAGUGAAGAAUUAAUAAAGAAAUGGAAUAUUUAAUUAGAACCAAAAUGUUUAUAGAUUUAAAGUUCUAAAAUCAAACCAGGAAAUAUUAUGAUGGGCAAUAAUACAGCAAUAAAUAUAGAAACAGGUAAUUUAGAUAGAGAUACUCAGACAGCUAUGUUAAGAGGAGUAGGUUUAGAAAAUUGGGGAAUCUUAUAUAGUGAUAGAGAUAGUAGAUAAGCUGAAGAUUUUAUGAAUUGUUUGAGAGAGAGUAUUGAAUAUUGUAAAUUUUAAUGCAAAGCUCCUCGUACUUUUGUACUUCAUUCAAAUAGAAUUGAAGAUUGGAUUAAAUAAAUAGAUUUAAUUGUAUAAUAAUCAUAAGGACCAUAAAAAGUAACCUUGUUAUUAUUAAUAUUAAAUGGUCCAAAGAAGAAUGCUCCACUUUAUACAGAUAUCAAAAGAUAUUUAAUUAAUGAUUGUCCAAUAGCUUCAUAAGUUAUAUUGAGUUCCACUUUAAAUUAACCUAAAGGAAAAGUUAAAACUAUUUGUAAUAAAUUAUUGGUUCAAAUUUGUGCUAAAGUUGGAGGAACACCUUGGGGAGUAUCAGAAUUACCAUUUACUGAUUAACCAACUAUGAUUUGUGGAAUGGAUGUAUAUCAUUCUACUGGAAAAGCAAAAAAAUCUAUGUUAUCAUUUGUAUCAACAGAAGAUGAAUUCUUUAGUAAAUAUAUGACUUAAUCAAUUGAAAUGGAAACUGGAGUAGAAUUUUCAUUCAGUUUAUGUCCAGUAUUAGUCAAAUCUUUGCAAUCUUUUUGUGGAGAUAGGAAUGGUCCUUUACCAUCUCGAAUCAUUAUAUUUAGAGAUGGUGUUUCUAAUUCUUAAGCAAAAACUGUUAUUGAAACAGAAGUAGCAUAAUUUAGAUAAGCAAUUGAAUAAGUUAAAACAGAAAAGAAUUCUGACAAACCAAUCAAAUUGAUAGUAUUAUCAGUCAAUAAAAAAGUAGGAGCUAAAUUUUAUGCAGGAGAGAGGUAAUUAUUAUUUUUAUUAUCAUUAAUAUAGAAACUUAGAUAAUCCUCCUUAGGGUACAUUGAUAGAUACUGAAAUUAGCAAUGGAAAAGAUGAUUAUUAUUUGAUAUCUCAAAGAACAACUUAAGGAACUGUGUAGCCUACUCAUUAUCAUGUUUUAGUGAAUGAUUUAUUUGAUGAACCUAAUAUCCUUAAGAAAUUGUAGGCUUUGUCUUAUAAAUUGUGCUACAUGUAUUACAAUUUCAGUGGAGCCAUUAAAGUAAUUGUUNUUAGUGUUUUCAUAAUAAAGAGAGUGAAGAAUUGAUUAAGAAAUGGAAUAUUUAAUUAGAACCAAAAUGUUUAUAGAUUUAAAGUUCUAAAAUCAAACCAGGAAAUAUUAUGAUGGGCAAUAAUACAGCUAUAAAUAUAGAAACAGGUAAUUUAGAUCGAGAUACUCAGACAGCUAUGUUAAGAGGAGUAGGUUUAGAGAAUUGGGGAAUUUUAUAUAGUGAUAGAGAUAGUAGAUAAGCUGAAGAUUUUAUGAGUUGUUUGAGAGAGAGUAUUGAAUAUUGUAAAUUUUAAUGCAAAGCUCCUCGUACUUUUGUACUUCAUUCAAAUAGAAUUGAAGAUUGGAUUAAAUAAAUAGAUUUAAUUGUAUAAUAAUCAUAAGGACCAUAAAAAGUAACCUUGUUAUUAUUAAUAUUAAAUGGUCCAAAGAAGAAUGCUCCACUUUAUACAGAUAUCAAAAGAUAUUUAAUUAAUGAUUGUCCAAUAGCUUCAUAAGUUAUAUUGAGUUCCACUUUAAAUUAACCUAAAGGAAAAGUUAAAACUAUUUGUAAUAAAUUAUUGGUUCAAAUUUGUGCUAAAGUUGGAGGAACACCUUGGGGAGUAUCAGAAUUACCAUUUACUGAUUAACCAACUAUGAUUUGUGGAAUGGAUGUAUAUCAUUCUACUGGAAAAGCAAAAAAAUCUAUGUUAUCAUUUGUAUCAACAGAAGAUGAAUUCUUUAGUAAAUAUAUGACUUAAUCAAUUGAAAUGGAAACUGGAGUAGAAUUUUCAUUCAGUUUAUGUCCAGUAUUAGUCAAAUCUUUGCAAUCUUUUUGUGGAGAUAGGAAUGGUCCUUUACCAUCUCGAAUCAUUAUAUUUAGAGAUGGUGUUUCUAAUUCUUAAGCAAAAACAGUUAUUGAAACAGAAGUAGCAUAAUUUAGAUAAGCAAUUGAAUAAGUCAAAACAGAAAAGAAUUCUGACAAACCUAUUAAAUUAAUAGUAUUAUCAGUCAAUAAAAAAGUAGGAGCUAAAUUUUAUGCAGGAGAGAGGUAAUAAUUAUUUUCAUUAAUAUUACAUUAGAAACUUAGACAAUCCACCUUAAGGUACUUUGAUAGACACUGAGAUUAGUAAUGGGAAAGAUGAUUAUUAUUUGAUUUCACAAAGAACAACUUAAGGAACAGUGUAGCCUACUCAUUAUCAUGUCUUAGUAAAUGAUCUAUUUGAUGAACCUAAUAUCCUUAAGAAAUUGUAGGCCUUGUCUUAUAAAUUGUGCUAUAUGUAUUAUAAUUUCAGUGGAGCCAUUAAAGUAAUUGUUAUAGUUUUAGUAGAUACCUGCACCUAUCCAAUAUGCCCAUGUUUGUUCUAAUUUUAUAGGAGAUAGAUUCGAUCCCAGAAAACCAUAAUCCUUGAUUAAGCCAAACCCAAUAUUGAAUUAGAGAAGAUCACUCUUCUUCAUAUGA
This is a messenger RNA of Paramecium primaurelia, 3756 nucleotides long. NCBI's taxonomy places the organism in Eukaryota, Ciliophora, Oligohymenophorea, Peniculida, Parameciidae. The record is from the annotation of a GenBank genome assembly.